UGAGAGGUACUAUCGGCCGCGUAUAGGCGGAGGAAAUAGCGUUUCUUUUGAUCACAAUAUUUUUUUUAUUUGAUUCCAUAAUUAAACGCAAAAAGGUGAAGUAGAGCGUAGCCGCGAACAAAGGAACUGUGACCUCAAACAGAAUGCUGCGGGCGAUAGGCAAACGGGAUAGAGACAUAUUUGACGAAGUAUGGCCUGAGAAAAGAAAAAUUGUGCUCAAGCUGCUGCGUCAGGAAACGGUGUCCCAGCUCGAAUGGCAGGAACUCUUCUAUGGUGUGCACUUCGUGUGCCUGUGGGACGAAAAGGGUGCUGCCAAAAUAUACGAAGGCCUUCAGCAAGACAUUGUCGAAUUUAUUGUUCAGGCCCAAUCCAAGGUACAAGCGCAACGGGGCGAACAGGCGCUUUUGGCCACCUACAUUGUGGAAUGGCGUAAAUUCUUCACACAGUCCAAUUACCUGCCGCUGCCAUUUCGACAGUUAGAGCAGUCGCCGCAGGUGAAGCCCGCGUCCAGUUCCAGUUCCACAUCGUCGUCGGCAAUCGGUGGCGGCGGAGCAUCCACCUCGAAUGCCGCUGCCCUGAUCAGCAAUCAAGUACCCUCAAGCAGUUCCUCAGCCAAACCCUCAACGUCGUCAGCGGCAGCGGGUGGUGCAUCCACUAGUGCUGGCGGCGCCAGCAAUUCAGCUGGUGGAUCCAGCUCCAAGAAGAGUCCCACCGAGGACAGUCCAGUCCGCAAGCUAAUGCUGGACUCAUGGAACAAGCAUAUCUUUCAUGACAUCAAGGAUCGGCUACAGGAGUCCGCCAUGAAGAUUGUGCACGCUGAACGCAAUGGCGAUGCCUACGAUGCUCAACUGGUAGUCGGAGUGCGUGAGAGCUAUGUGAAUCUGUCCUCGAAUGCCGAAGACAAGCUGGAAAUUUAUCGUGAGUACUUUGAAAAGGCGUACUUGAAGGCCACCGCCGAUUUCUAUCGGCUCAAAUCCGCCGAACAGCAGCAGGAGAACGGCGUGCUGGCCUACAUGAAGUACGCGGAUGCGAAGCUGCGUGAGGAGGAAGUGCGUGCUAAGCGUUACCUAGAGCCGAGCAGCUUUAACAUAUUGACAUGCCGCCUGGUCAAGGUGCUCAUUGUGGAUCAUCUCAAUUCGAUUAUAGCCGAGUGCCCAGCGCUCAUACGCGACUACGAGACGGAGCGUCUGAAUCUAAUGUUUCGCCUGCUCGAUCGUGUGAUGGAUGGCGAAGGCGUCGAGGCAAUGAUGGGCGAUCUGCAGCGACACAUCAAAUCCGCUGGCCUGGCCGACAUGCAGUCCGCCUCGGAGAUAAUCACCCAGGACUCGGAGAAGUAUGUGGAACGGCUGUUAGAGCUCUUCAAUAGAUUCAGCGACCUAGUGCGCAACGCCUUCAACGAUGAUCCGCGCUUUCUCACUGCCCGAGACAUCGCCUUCAAAAUGGUGGUCAACGACACCAGUGUGUUCAAAAUGGAGCUGCCCACGAGCAUUGCCAAUCGCGGCGUCAAGUACACAGCGCCCGAGAGCAAGUGCCCCGAGCUGCUUGCCAACUACUGUGACAUGUUGCUCCGACGGACGCCGCUCAGCAAGCGGCUCACCAGCGAACAGAUCGACGCACGUCUAAGGGAUGUGCUGCUCGUGCUGAAGUAUGUCAACAAUAAGGACGUUUUUAUGCGCUAUCAUAAAGUCCAUCUGACGAGGCGCCUAAUCCUGGGCACAAGCGCAGAUAGUGAAAAGGAAGAGGAUAUCGUUGAAUGGUUGCGCGAGGUGGGGAUGCCAGCGGACUAUGUCAACCGACUGGCGCGCAUGUUCCAGGACAUUAAGGUCAGCGAGGAUUUAAAUACUCAAUUCCGUAACUCUAUAAGUCGGCAUGAUGCCAUCAAUAUUAAAAUACUCAAUGCUGGGGCGUGGGCGCGCUGCUCGGAGCGCGUUUCAGUGUCGCUGCCCAUCGAACUGGAGGACUAUAUACCUGAUGUGGAGGAGUUUUACAAGAAAAAGCAUUCCGGCCGUAAGCUGCAAUGGUAUCAUCACAUGAGCAAUGGCACCAUCACGUUUGUCAACAAUUUCGGGCGCUACGAUCUCGAUGUCACAACAUUUCAAAUGGCUGUGCUCUUUGCCUGGAAUCAGCGGCAACACGAUAAGAUCUCCUAUGAGAAUCUACGUCUGGCCACCGAGCUGCCCGAUCCCGAGCUACGUCGCACUCUUUGGUCGCUGGUCGCCUUUCCCAAAAUCAAAAAGCAAAUCUUACUAAUGGAACCAGUUGCCAUUAGUUCGCCCAAAGAUUUCGCUGAGAACACAAUGUUCUAUAUCAAUCAGGAAUUUGCAAUUGUCAAGAAUGGUAAAUCCCAGCGUCGCGGCAAGCUAAAUCUAAUUGGUCGCUUGCAAUUGAGCACGGAGCGAUCGCAACAGGAGGACAAUCAGUCCAUUGUGCAGCUACGAAUAUUGCGCACCCAGGAGGCAAUCAUUAAGAUAAUGAAGGUGCGCAAACGCAUGAACAAUGCGGCGCUGCAGGCUGAAUUGAUUGAUAUACUGAAGAACAUGUUCCUUCCGUCGAAGAAGAUGAUUAAGGAGCAGCUCGAAUGGCUGAUCGAACACAAGUAUAUGAGACGCGACGACGAUGAUAUCAACAUGUUUAUUUAUGUGGCCUAACUGUGAUGGCCUUUGCGUCCUUGCCUAGUAACCAUUUCCAUAUCCAAACCAACCCCCAAACACGGCCAACCUAAUGUUUAUACACUCAUGAUCUUCAAAUUUUUAAUUGGUCGCGUGCUUUAAGCUUGCGCUCUAUAUCUCAUUCUCUUUCUAUUUAUCUCAAUGAAUCCCCAUUUUCUUAGGAUGCCUAUUUGUUUAGUUGACUCUGCGUCCUGGGCAGAAUUUUCAAAAUUGAACAAAUUGCUUUUUCCUGUUUGUAUUUUGUUUUGUGUAAACGCGUAAUUAUAUUUUAUAUUGGCCUAUUGGCUGCUUGGUUAAUCGUCUUAGGUAUAAUGUGUACGUAGUCGGUCCCUGAUAAUUAAUACGAGGAACGUUAAUCUAUAAAACAGAAACACAUUGCUUUUGCUGUUUUCCACUUAUGUGUAGCCCUUGUUUAUAUUGUGCUUUAUAUUGUAAAGUCUUGUUAUACACGGCAGACCCACACUCAACCACAUCUCACCUUCAAUACCCAUGCACCCCGCACCCCGCAUCCCAUCACACGAUUGGUUGAUUGGGUUUGACUGUAGAUCAAAUAUAAUCGCUUCAAAGACACAGA
Drosophila navojoa is the source of this 3243-nucleotide messenger RNA. RefSeq names its product cullin 5 (gene Cul5). Gene Ontology annotation, molecular function: ubiquitin protein ligase binding. The record is from RefSeq and is a predicted model, not a curated record. Lineage: Eukaryota; Metazoa; Arthropoda; Insecta; Diptera; Drosophilidae. Gene Ontology annotation, cellular component: cullin-RING ubiquitin ligase complex. Gene Ontology annotation, biological process: ubiquitin-dependent protein catabolic process.